Salvelinus namaycush (lake trout) is the source of this 2043-nucleotide messenger RNA. RefSeq lists its product as uncharacterized. The record is from RefSeq and is a predicted model, not a curated record. Lineage: Eukaryota; Metazoa; Chordata; Actinopteri; Salmoniformes; Salmonidae. The transcript is spliced from 12 exons. The coding region runs from base 1 to 1353 and encodes 450 amino acids. Gene Ontology annotation, molecular function: GTP binding; GTPase activity.
AUGUCUGGAAAAAUCAAGAGCCGAAUCGCGGCAAAUGCCGACUUGUUAUCUGGAAGUGUGUCUUGCGAUGAGCGCAUUUUACGAGACUGUCAUCAGUUGUACAUCGAUGCCGACAGUGGGCUGGUAGCAGUGGCCCAGUCAGUUGGCGUGACUCUGCUGGCACCCAGGAAAAAGAUCACUGUCAUGUUGAUGGGCAACCACUCUGCUGGCAAGAGCUCCUUCAUCAACUGGUAUGUGGAGGAGCACAUCCAGCGUACAGGAGUGGCCAUUGAGACACAAGGCUUCAGCUUUGUUACUAGUGGGCGCAAGAGAGAGUCUCUCACAGGAAAUGCCACGCUGCACCUUUACCCACACUUCAAACCUCUACACGAGAUCAAGGGUGUGUCUGAGUACCUGGGCACUGAGAUCUGCACGUCGCGGCAGAAACGCUUUAGCCUAGUGACGUUUGUGGACUCUCCUGGCCUGGUGGACGGGGACAUGAAGUACCCCUUUGAUGUGGACCAGGCCAUCAUGUGGCUGGGCGAGCUGUGUGACCUCAUCCUGGUGUUCUUUGACCCCAUGGGCCAGGCACUGUGCAAGCGCACCCUCAACAUCGUGGAGAAGCUCAACGAGAAGCACGGUGACCGCCUGCGCUUGUACCUCAGCAAGGCCGACGAGGCUGGGGGAGAGUCGGACAGACAGAGGGUGAUGAUGCAGAUAGUCCAGGAGCUGUGCAAGCGGCCGGGACUCAACAAGUGUGGCUUUGACAUGCCUACCAUCUAUGUCCCCAACCCCAGCAAGCCCAGUCGCUGUGUGAACCAGAUUGAGGAGGCAUGUCGCACCAUCGAGAAGACCAUCAACCAGACAGUCCAGAACACACUCAACUCACUAGAGAAGGACUGUGAUCUUAUCACUGAGGCCAUUGCAGAUACACUCAGCCAAGACAGGCAGACCAGUGUAGAUAACCGGCGGGCGCGCUGUAAAAGCUGUUUGUUGGCUUUUCUGGGCUUCAGUGUCCCCUUCAUGCUGAUGGCAGUCCUGGUGCUGGGCAGCUUCUCCAAAGAGCUGCUAAAGAUGGCCCUGGGGGAUGACGGCAUCGAGGCCCUCUCUCUCUACCUGGCUCCUGUAGUGAGAGUGUUUGACUCCAUGUCCGUGGAGUACCAGCUCUACAGUUGUGGCGGACUCAUCUUCCUCUCCUUCCUACUCCUCAUCCUUGCCCGCUUCUCCUUCAGGACUCGGCCCACUCUCUCUGGCCGACAGAAGAGGCAGCUACAGGAAAAGCUGGAUUAUGUGCAGGAGGUGGUGAAGACAAAGAAGAAGAAGCUCUAUGAGGAAUACCUUCGCCAGAGUGUGGGUGAUCAAGAUAUGGACUGAAAUAAAAUGGAGGAAACCACUGAAGUACCACUUAACAUUCCUACUGUAGAGGACCAAAUGUAAUGUAGGGUUUAAACUGUUCAGGCUUUACCUUCAAGGCCAUGCCUUAUGGUGCAUUCAUGACAAUUCUGAAACUCAGAGUUAAAAUUAACAUAAGUUGUUUGUGUAGAGCAGGGCUGUUCAAUGUCAGUCAUGGAGGGCCAAAGCACUUCUGGUUUUCAUCCUUCUAAUCAGAGACUGAUUCAGACCUGGGACACCAGGUGAGUGCAGUUAACUACCAGGUAGAAACAAAGUGUUUCGGCCCUCCAGGACCGUAAUUGAACGGUCCUGACGUACAGCUUCCUAUUGGUUGAUUGUGAUUCUUUCCAAGUGGGAGAACUCUGGCCUCCUCUUUCUACAACGAAUGUCCAAGUAAAAAAUGUCUUGAGUUUCCGAGUUGUCUUGAACGCACCAUUUACGUGUCACUCCGGAGUACGCAGGGUGACAUGGGAAAAUGUAAUCCUUGUCCAAGUGUUGUCAGUCCAAUAUCUGUUCAUUCAUGUAGUUGUAAACCAUAGAUCGCCUCAAUUUCUGAUAAUUUGAGCAUUCAGAACCCAACUCCUAACUCUGGCAAUCACUGUAAUAUUAAUUUCCCAAUAUUUUUCACUACCAUGUUACCUGAUUGUUGUUUUUAAAAUCUACCUAACAUCA